GUGUGAGAGCAGCUGUGCCGCAUAGCAGGGUACAAGUUUCGAGGUUACGCGGUACAGCGCCGCCCCUGGCAUCAGUAGCUGGGUGUGUGAACCUCCCCAGCUGGCAGAUGGCUAUAGUAAUGGGAGGAGGUGAUUGCGUGUAAUGAUGACCGCGCUCACCUUCUCUCCUCAGACACCUGCUGCUGCUACCUGGAGGGAGGCACCGCUACCUGGUAGAGAGGCACUGACAGGGCUGGCACAUAAUGGGGCUCCUGGGAGCAGGAGAAAUGAGAGUGCUGAGUGGGGGAAUGUCUACUGAGCUGGAAGCCGCCGGGUUCCUGAAACAGGGAGACCCGCUAUGGAGUGCGAGACUUCUUCAUACUAACCCUCAAGCAAUUAAAAAUGUACACACCAAUUUCCUUAAGAGUGGGGCGGAUGUACUGAGCACAGCAACCUAUCAGGCAAGCAUUGAAGGAUUUAAAACCUAUCUUGGGAUGAAUGGUGAAGAGGCAACAGAACUGUUUAAUGUGGGAGUAUGUUUAGCAAAAGAAGCUGUGGAAGAGUUCACCAAACAGUCCCCAGACAAAAGAAAAGUUCUAAUCGCUGGAUCUAUAGGCCCAUAUGGAGCAUUCCUUCAUGAUGGCUCUGAGUACACAGGAAGUUACGUGAGAGACCAUAGUGUUGAGGAUUUAAAAAACUGGCAUCGUAAUCAGAUGCAGAGCUUAGCGUCCGCUGGAAUUGAUCUCUUUGCUUUUGAGACCAUCCCUAGUCAGAAGGAGGCAGAGGCCCUGGUGCAGCUUCUGAGGGAGUUCCCCAACACUAAGGCAUGGCUGUCCUAUUCAUGCCAGAACAUAUCAUCUACCAGCUACGGAGAGAGGUUUGAGGAGGCAGUAAAAGUCGCUGCAGGAACAAACCAGCUGGUGGCUGUGGGGGUGAAUUGCUGUUCCCCUGAUUUUGUUGGUCCACUCCUAACUGCUGCCAACAAAAACAGAGAUGUAAACAUUGAUUGGAUUGUUUACCCCAACAGUGGAGAGACAUGGGACAAUAGUUUGGGCUGGCAAACUUUUAAAGCUGAAAAGCGACUGUCUGACUAUGCUCUAGAAUAUGUCCAGCUGGGUGCCAGAUGGAUUGGAGGCUGCUGCCAGACCACUCCAUCUGAUAUUGCAAGUUUGAAAGAAAUUCUGCUGGCCAGCAAUCCUGAUGUGCAUUAAUGUAAAGCCUGACACCUGUAAGAGCUGCUGCUGUUGAAGAAUCAGAAUCAUCUUUUCUGUCAAUAAAGCAUUAAAUGUGUCAAAGUAAA
Pseudophryne corroboree (corroboree frog) is the source of this 1279-nucleotide messenger RNA. RefSeq lists its product as uncharacterized. Gene Ontology annotation, biological process: S-methylmethionine cycle. The transcript has 8 exons. The record is from RefSeq and is a predicted model, not a curated record. Gene Ontology annotation, molecular function: zinc ion binding; S-adenosylmethionine-homocysteine S-methyltransferase activity. NCBI's taxonomy places the organism in Eukaryota, Metazoa, Chordata, Amphibia, Anura, Myobatrachidae. Bases 243 to 1190 code for a protein of 315 amino acids.